AAAAUCUGUUUUACCGACCGUCAUGUUUGACAGUUAAACAAAUAUUGGUUAUGUCUAUUUAAUUAAUUUUUGUAUAUGUUUAUAAAUCAUCGAAUUUUUCUCUUGCAAUUUUUUUUCGAUAUUUCUUUACAAUGUUGGACGGUUGGUAUUGUCGUUCUAUUGCGAACGAAGCGGCCGCAGCCGAAGAAGAAGAAAGAGCUCAGGAAGAAUCUAAACAUAAAGCCCAGUACAAGUUUUUAAAAGGAAAACUUAAACAUCUCUUAUAUGAAAACGAAUGCUUUCAACACGCUUUACGUACCGCACAAAAAAAGCUUUUAACCGUAAGUAGAGAUAGAAAUUUUUUAUUAGAUCGACUAUUACUGUACGAGAAAACUGAAGAAACUUCUACUGAAUCUGACGAUUCUGAUUCAUCGGAAGACGAACCUGUUAAAGUUGAACCAGUUAGGAAACGCCGAUUUGAAAGUGCUGUUUCACAUAGUAAUGGUUCUUAUGUAAAUUCUGGUAGAAAUGUACCCCCUGUAAAGAGGAAACGACCAAAUCCACCUACCAGGCAACCGAAAGCUUCAGCAUCAUCAAGUCAUCAUUCUUCAACAAUGCAAUUACAAAUUCCUACAAGUGCUAAUAGCACAAGUAGUAGCAGUACACUGUUAGAUGGUCAUAUGACACCUGAAGAGGUCGAGAGACACCUACAAUCAAGGCAGAGUUAUUUAGAAUUGGAAAGAGCUCCUCCAACUGUUCCAACGGAAAUGUUUAGUAAUGAACCAUCGCUUGACAGUAUUACCUUUAAUUUUAGUGAAUCGAAUGACCUCGGCGAUCUGGAGACCUCACCCAGCAACAUAGGGGAAGAAUUAAGCAUUGACAUGAUUCAAGAAUGAUUAAUUUAAGGAAUUAAAAGUUUUUUCUAAUGAGAA
Molecule: messenger RNA, 911 nt
Organism: Onthophagus taurus
Lineage: Eukaryota; Metazoa; Arthropoda; Insecta; Coleoptera; Scarabaeidae
Product: INO80 complex subunit E
Biological process (GO): chromatin remodeling
Cellular component (GO): Ino80 complex; nucleus
Source: RefSeq, a predicted model, not a curated record